Messenger RNA from Chelmon rostratus (copperband butterflyfish), 1454 nucleotides. RefSeq names its product progestin and adipoQ receptor family member 4. Bases 279 to 1097 code for a protein of 272 amino acids. Gene Ontology annotation, molecular function: signaling receptor activity. The record is from RefSeq and is a predicted model, not a curated record. The transcript is spliced from 3 exons. Gene Ontology annotation, cellular component: membrane. NCBI's taxonomy places the organism in Eukaryota, Metazoa, Chordata, Actinopteri, Chaetodontiformes, Chaetodontidae.
CCCUAGUGCACAUGGCUUUUUGUGAGGAUUACCCCAGCUUAGGGAUAAGAACCCUUUGCUGAUUGGUCCGACUGAAAGCAUGCCACUUUGCCAGCUCAACAGGUUGCUUGCUUGGAAUUACACCUGUCCAACGAUGGAUUCAAGCACCAGAAUUUCCGGCCAGUUGCGGUCAUGAUCGUGCCUCAGAGUCCUGAGUGUGGCCUCGUUUAGGAUGUAAAUGUGAGGAACCUGUACUGUCAACAAUAUAAAUGUGAGGGCAUUGGCUGCAGGAAGUCGUGAUGGUGCUUUAUGAAGGACCGCGGCUGUUGGACUUGGCAAAGACCCCUACACACCUUCAGUUCAACAAGUAUGUCCUGACAGGUUACCGCCCAGUGUCCACGGCUCAAGAGUGCCUCAGGAGCAUCUUCUACAUGCACAAUGAGCUGGGAAACAUAUACACCCAUGGCAUCCCUUUUUUCCUCUUCUUGGUGCUGCUGCCUUUUAGUAUCCCCUGGAUGGAGGUGGACAGUGUCUGGAUCUGUGUGGUCCACUACCUGGCCUGCCUCUGCCCCACCGUUGGCUCUGUGGUCUACCAUGUUUUCAUGAACCAUAUAGGAGGAGAACAUGUGUACGACACCCUGCUCUCCCUGGACAUGUUCGGGGUCUGCCUGGUGAACACGCUGGGGGCCCUUCCCAUUAUCCAUAUCACUCUUCUUUGCUACCCUGCCAUGCGACACGCCGCCUUGCUGGCCUACAUCCUCCUGUCGGCCUAUGGUAUAUACUGUGCCACCACGGCCCGUACGAACGUCCUGCGCCUGAGAGCUUUCGUCUGGCAGGGCCUGUUCCGUUUCAGCCUCUUCCUAUUCCGGGUGUACGGCAGUGGGGUGGGCAGCCCCAACUCCCUCCGGCUCUUCAUCAUCAUGGACUCACUGGCUGUACUGGGAGGGCUGGUCAACAUCAUCCAGAUUCCCGAGCGCUUCGUCCCGGGCCGGUUUGACAACUGGGGCAACAGCCACCAGAUAAUGCAUGUCAUGGUUAUUUGCUCAAUUAUCUACCUGCAUUGGGGUACACUGGAGGAUUUAGCCUGGAUUAAGUCCUACCAGUGUCCUGCUGAGUGACGCAAAGUGUAUCAGCUACACACACGUGCACUCACACCCACUAAUAAAAAAGAGAUUUAGGAGUCAGUGAGGCAGGAGAAGUAAAGUAAAAAGAGAAGAGAUGCAAGUUGUUUCUAAAUGCACUUUAGUUCUAGCUGCUGAAAUUCUUUGCAAGGGAAGUUUGCAGUUUGACAUUUUGCCAGAAGAGAAUAAGAGGAACUUACAGUGUUGUAACUGUGGAAUUAAAAAUCCUGAGCAUACUUGAUUUUUAGUUUGUUGGAAUGCAGUAGUUUUGGGUCAUAUUACCCAUAACCAAAAUAGUUUUUAAAUGGAAAAUAAAAUUAUUGAAUGCAAUAAACUAUAUAUUUUUAUAUCUUG